UAGAAUUUAGUGGUUAAAUGGCGCAUGUGCUUUUUCGUAGGUGAAAUAAGUAAGUGCAUGGAAAAAGAGUUCAAGUGGUCAGUCCAACUGAUAAAAUUAAUUAAGUAAUUUAAAAUUGUUUGCAAAACUUACAAACGCCGAUAACCGAUUGUUUUUGUUUUGAACGUGACGUAUGCAGCUUCCGCCAUCUUAUUUGGUGUGUUUAUUGUUUGAUGCACCCCGCGUCCUCUUGUCUGUGUUAUCGCGUUAAUUUUGGAUUAUAAGUAAGUGAAUAAUAGCAGAUAGAGAUAGGUGUUAAAUUCCUGGAUGUCAAAAUGAACCGGCAAUUUUGGACUAAGACUUAGCUGUAUGCGUAAUGUACUGUUCGAUAUAAUUAAAAAAAUUGAAUUUGUUGUUUGUAAUGGCUUCCCUUCGCGUCCCCUCUGCCUUUGAACAAUGAGUGGAAAUGUUCACGUGAUUAUUCCGAAAUGCAUUUUUUAAAAAAAUGGUAAAGUUUUGUGAAAGAAAAUAAUUCCAGUGUAAUUUCCUGGGCUGAUUAUGAAUUCUACGGAGCAAGGCCCCCUAUCGGGGGCCCAGACCUCAUCGGAAAAUUCGGAAGUACAAGGCACCUCUCAACGGCCUCCACCUGCAACAUCUGUACCAACAGACUUAAGAGUUAACACAACAGCCUUAAAUGCAGUUGCUUUAAGUAGUGUAGCCAAAUAUUGGGUGCUUACCAAUUUGUUACCAGGUCCAAUACCGCAAGUUUCAGUUUAUGGCCUUCCUGGUUCUAAUAGAGCUGAUAAUCAGGGAAAAAUAUCACAAGUUUUGUUACAGGAGGCAAUGCUUAGCCAGCACGCGGCUGCUGGCUUAUUGCCUGCCGAUCCUCUUCUUCUUCAGCAACAUUCUCAAAUUCCUGUUAGCAUUUCGACAUCCCAGGGCGUCACUAAUCUUUCAAUACCUGCGAGUGCCAUGCACUUAGAUCAUCACACCCACAAUAAUCACAAUCAAUCCCUCACUAAUCAGCAAAACGAAGUGCAAACCAUUGUUUCACAGUCAAAUCAAUUAAACACGCAACAAAUUCAAAGCAGCCAACAAAAUCACGUACAAAACUCGCAACAGCAACACCAACAACAGCAGCAGCAGCAGCAACAGCAACAACAACACCAACAGCAACAACAGAAUAUGGUGCAGGUACAGGUGCAGGACAAUUUGGUUUCAGUUAUCGAAGAUAGUAAAGAACAUAAGGAUAUGAUUGCUGCACAAAUAAACCAAAAUCAGAUGCAUUUGAAUGGAAAUCAACAGCAAAUAAAUCAUCAGGCUUUAACGGUGCAACAACUACAACAUAUGCAGGUACAACAGGUUCUUGACAACGUCGUAAGGAUGGAGAAUAACGUCCAAAACGAACAGAAUCAUUCAGGAAACAAUCAGCAAAAUUCAGUUAACGAAAAUCAUAUUCAAAUAAUUAAAGACGAAAAGAAUGUUUCGAAUUGUCCAAAACUUUUGACCAGCGCCUCUCAUUUCGGAAUGCAGGACGUCAAAUCGAAUUUGAUGGAUAUGAGAACGACCGAUGGGAACCCAGUUAAAAUAGCAGGAGGUAUUCCUGAACAAGACUUGGCAAAAUCACUCGGUAUCGAAGUAGUACAAAAUAUUUACAAAGUCAACGUGGACGAUCUCAAUCAGUUGUUAGCAUAUCACGAAGUUUUUGGAAAGUUGCAGGGUGAAAUAGCUACACAAUCCAAUAUAGUCCAAAACACUUCUGGAAAUUCGAAUUUAUCUCUGCAACAGCAGCAGCAACCUCAGCAACAAAACAACAUGUCGAACAAUAUUCAGAUCGUUACCCCAAAAACCCUUUCGGAGAGCGAUCACGAACCAUCUACCAGUUCAAUUACUGCAGACAGUCCUCCUAUUAUAAUGACAGGGACUCACGUUUGUGACAUAUGUGGAAAAAUAUUUCAAUUCCGGUACCAAUUGAUUGUCCACCGACGUUAUCACAGUGAAAGGAAACCUUUCACUUGUCAGGUGUGUGGAAAAGCAUUCACAAAUGCCCAGGAGCUGACCAGACAUGGCAAAUGUCAUUUGGGUGGUAGCAUGUUUACGUGUGCGGUCUGUUUUCACGUUUUCGCGAACGCAGCAUCUUUAGAAAGGCAUAUGAAACGCCAUUCUACUGACAAACCAUACAAUUGUACUAUUUGCGCGAAAUCUUUUGCGAGAAAAGAACACCUGGAAAACCAUACGCGCUGCCAUACUGGUGAAACUCCAUACAGGUGUCAGUAUUGCGCUAAAACGUUCACCAGAAAGGAACACAUGGUAAAUCAUGUCCGUAAACAUACUGGAGAGACUCCGCAUCGAUGUGAAAUAUGUAAAAAGUCGUUUACAAGAAAGGAACACUUUAUGAACCACGUCAUGUGGCAUACCGGUGAAACACCGCACCAUUGCACUAUUUGUGGUAAAAAGUAUACAAGGAAGGAGCACUUGGCUAAUCAUAUGCGGUCACACACUAACGACACGCCUUUCAGAUGUGAAAUAUGUGGCAAGUCGUUCACGAGGAAGGAGCAUUUCACGAAUCAUAUAAUGUGGCACACGGGCGAGACGCCACAUCGUUGUGAUUUUUGUUCGAAAACGUUCACUCGUAAAGAGCACUUACUCAACCAUGUACGACAACAUACCGGUGAAUCUCCUCAUAGGUGCGAGUACUGUUCGAAAUCGUUUACUCGAAAGGAGCAUCUUAUAAAUCACGUCCGACAACAUACAGGUGAGACUCCGUUUAGGUGCAACUUUUGCCCUAAAGCGUUCACGCGUAAAGAUCAUUUGGUCAACCACGUACGACAGCAUACCGGCGAAUCACCCCAUAAGUGCACGUAUUGUACGAAAUCGUUCACUCGCAAGGAACAUUUGACAAACCACGUGCGUCAGCACACUGGCGAAUCGCCUCAUCGAUGUCAUUUUUGUUCGAAACAGUUCACGCGUAAAGAACAUUUGACCAAUCAUGUGCGCUUACACACGGGCGAGUCGCCACAUCGCUGUGAAUUCUGUCAAAAAACGUUCACGCGCAAAGAGCAUCUCACGAAUCAUUUACGGCAACAUACCGGCGAAACACCUCACUGUUGUACUAUUUGUUCGAAACCAUUUACGCGAAAAGAGCACCUUAUAAAUCACAUGCGUUCGCAUACUGGAGAGAGGCCGUUUUCGUGUGGCGAAUGCGGCAAAUCGUUCCCUUUAAAGGGAAAUCUACUGUUUCAUCAGCGAUCUCAUAACAAAGGGGCGGAAGCCGAAAGACCAUUCCGCUGCGACUUAUGUGACAAAGACUUUAUGUGCAAGGGACAUUUGGUAUCUCAUCGGAGAUCUCAUAGCGGCGAAAGGCCGCAUGCGUGUCCGGAUUGCGGUAAAACAUUCGUCGAAAAGGGUAAUAUGUUACGGCACCUCAGACGACACACGAAUGAGAAUGGUCAAUUGCGGCCUCCCGUUGCGGGCACACAAGUGUCUUCGUCUUCGAAUGUUACUCCGGUGCAAACGUCGGUGUCUGCAACGUUACAGAUUCCGCAGGUAAGCCAGGCGCAAAGUUUGUCAAACGCUGUACCCACCGGUGCACCCCCUAGUAUCGUUCAGCAGCAGGCGCAACAUCUGUCGAUGCAUCAGCAGGCUGGACAUCCGGUCGUAGUGCCCACUGGAAAUGCGAACGUUCUUACUUCUUACUGAUACUGAAGUGAGCUGAAGUAUACAUCACUAUAAGUUGGCAUUUACUAGAAAUAUACCGUUCAUUGUAAGCGAUUAUUAUUUUCAUAUCUCCAAUUAAAUAUUUAUCUAGUCUAUAUAUACUGCUUCACCCAAAACUUUUAAAUGAAUAGGUAUUUCUUAUUUAUGAAACAUUUCAAUCAGAUGGAAAAAAAUGUACUUUUUGUUUAACGAAAAAGUUUGUCAAAAAUUAAUCAAAAACAUGAUAUUCAUAAGUGAUAUCACAUUUUUGGUCUGUUAGAUUUCUUCCUUUUCUAAUUAUUUAAUUGAAUUAUAACGAAUUUUGUUUACUAUUGAUUGGUACACGUUUUAUGUGGUGGUAUGGAUCUAAUUCGAUAGUUGCAAUGGAAGUGUAAGAAUAAAUGAGGACAUGCAACUGUGCGCAGUUAAUGUAAAUGGCUAAUGAUUGUUAUUAAAUAAACGAAUACAUAAUAAUUUAAUAAACAGCUUCUUUUGAAUUGAUAUCGGAAUUUAUAACAAAUAAACACCUCAAAUCACUAGCACAGUUUUGCUUAUUUUGAGAGGUCUGCUUGUUGUUAUCUUUUGCUUUUUGUUUUCGAUUUAUAGAAUUUUAUUUUUAUCAUUUAAUUUUAGUUCUGAAUUUUCAUAAGUUUGUUUUGAGCUCUCUCAGUGUUAUAUAAACGCCAUAUUUAUGUAUUUCUGAAUUAAUAAUUAAUACAGCUUUCAAUUCGAUUGACAAAACGGUUUAAUUAAAAUGGUUUUAUAUCGGGUGAUAUCAGAAUAUUUGCAUUCUCUUUGCACUAUAGUGCAAAUAUUGUAGAAGUGCUUUAAUAUGUGCUGUAAAUUAAUAAGAAAAAAUUGUUGCACCGGUAAAUUAGUUAUUUUGCUUGCAUUUUCUUUUGUUUACUUUUGGGACUUUGGGAUCGUUUAAAUAAAAUAGCAAAGUGGCAUUUGAAAAUACAAUAAUAAAAUUAAAACUGAUAACUUUCUCACUUAUAUGCUACUGUUAAGGUAUAUUCUUACUUUCUUUAAAAACAUUUUAGUCAGUGGUCUUAUUUGAUAGAUACUCAUUUUGAUAUUGUCUGUGAUAAUUCAGAUAACUUUUUUAUUAUUCCUUAAAUAUUAAUUUGUUUAGGCACUUCUACACUUGAACUGAAAAAUAAUUGGGAGCAAAGUACUAAAAAGUUGAUUGUUUUUAUAAAGAGAAAGUACUGUAGCAGUUAGUUCUGUUCUUCACAAUGCCAUAACUUGGAAAAGAAGUAUGUAUUGUACUGAAGAUGGAAUUGUUAUAUAUUUGUAUAUAAGAAAAUAAAAAUAUUUUUAGUGCUACUACAGGUGUUCAAAAUAAUAGACAUAAGAGUAAAGAGCACUAUUUUGUAGAGGUAAAGAGUUUUCAAUGUGAGGAAGUCGAUUAAUCUGAACACUUCUUAUAGAGGCCAUUCGUUUUAUUUUAGUGUUAAGUUAUUUUUACACUGUAACCAGCAAUAUUUUUAUAUUUUAUUGGCCAGUAACUUUCAAUGUGCAUGUUUGACAACUUAACUUUAUUAUUUAUUGUGAUACAGUUUAGCUUGAUUUAUUAUAUAAGAUAAAUAAAUAUUAUACGCUGAUUUUGUAUGAUGAGAUGUUGCCAUGAUGGCAUGGCAUGACAUAAAGAUGAUUUAUCCUCGAGUAAAUACAACGAAUUGUGAUGUUUCAAUUUCAGCAAUAUAUUAAAAUAUAGCAGCACAUUACGAGGGAUUGAAUUUUAGCACAAAAAUUAUGUAGUAUAAGGGACCAUCCGAAUUUCUUAUCUUAUCUUAUCCAUAAGAUGCCUUGAUAUUGCCAUAUUUAUAGAUUUAGAAGGCAGAUCGGAAAAUUUAUCAAGUCAGAAUUUUGGAUUGUACUGUUCUGCAAUAAAAAUAUACCAUUGUACACGUUUAAGAAGAUAAUUGCAUUUCAUAUUGUUAUACAAAAGUUGAGUGCAAUAACUUCUCUCAGUUUUUUGCAGUUCAAGAAAAUUUAGUGAAUUACAAAUAUGUCAGUACUAGUUGUGAAAAAAAAAACCUUCGCUUCUAACAGAAUUUUACUUGUAUGAUGACCAGUAAAGAUAGUACAAUCUGAAAUGCUACAUAUAAAUUAACAAAAAAAGUUUAACUAAGCGCAUAAACUCUUUUUUAAAUCUGUCUUUUAGAAGCUUUUUAAUUAGAACUAAGAUAUUGAAAAUUGACUUUGAUAUGAUAUAUGCUAUACAAUGUAUUAUAUCUUUAUAUACAUAUAUAUGUAUAUGUUUUAUUUUUUUGGCAAUACAAGGCGAAAUUGUAGAUUUGAUUUGUGUACUAUACAUUAAAAAAAAAACUGUAUUUAUAUCUGUCUUUAUUACUUAAUUAAGACAGAUUCAAAAUUUAUCUAUCUCAUAGUACUUUAGAGUGUUAUUGGUAAUAAUAAUUGAACCCGAAUAUAGUUCUGUAAAAAUGUAAA
This is a messenger RNA of Agrilus planipennis (emerald ash borer), 6132 nucleotides long. RefSeq names its product zinc finger protein 665-like. Gene Ontology annotation, molecular function: RNA polymerase II transcription regulatory region sequence-specific DNA binding; DNA-binding transcription factor activity, RNA polymerase II-specific. The coding region runs from base 538 to 3678 and encodes 1046 amino acids. Gene Ontology annotation, biological process: regulation of transcription by RNA polymerase II. Lineage: Eukaryota; Metazoa; Arthropoda; Insecta; Coleoptera; Buprestidae. The record is from RefSeq and is a predicted model, not a curated record. The transcript is spliced from 3 exons. Gene Ontology annotation, cellular component: nucleus.